Molecule: messenger RNA, 1602 nt
Organism: Fonsecaea pedrosoi CBS 271.37
Lineage: Eukaryota; Fungi; Ascomycota; Eurotiomycetes; Chaetothyriales; Herpotrichiellaceae
Exons: 7
Coding region: 1-1602 (533 amino acids)
Molecular function (GO): oxidoreductase activity, acting on paired donors, with incorporation or reduction of molecular oxygen; monooxygenase activity; iron ion binding
Source: RefSeq, a predicted model, not a curated record
AUGGCUGCCAACUUGUCUCUCGUGCUGGCCCUGGUAGGGUUUGCACUCGCCUUGUACGCGAUUUCACGCAUUGGCCGCCGACCAAAGGACUAUCCACCAGGCCCUCCUACUGUCCCUGUACUCGGAAAUCUUCUUCAGAUGCCCUCAAAGGAUGCCCACCUACAGUUCGAAAAAUGGUCCAAGAUCUACGGACCCAUCUACAGCCUCAUGAUCGGGUCCGGAAAGGUCAUGGUUAUUCUCUCUAGUAAUAGAGAGGUCAAGGAACUCCUGGACAAGCGUGCGCAGGCGACCAACGACCGGAGCGACCGCUACAUUGGGCACCAAAUCCUGAGUAACGGGGAGCGAAUUCUGCUACAGCCUUAUGGCAAAGUAUGGCAGAAGCAGCGGAAGAUGUACCACAAGUUAUUGAGCAUAAGCCUCACGCAAUCGUACUUGCCGUAUAUCGAGCUCGAAAACAAGCAGAUGAACUUUGAUAUCCUGACCAACCCGGACCAUUUUCUGCGUCACACGAAGAGGUAUACGAACUCUACGACCAUGAUGAUGACAUAUGGGAGGCGAACCCCCCAGUACGAUGAUGCAGAAAUGAGAGAAUAUCUCGAGAUCCUUGAAAAGACCACCGGCAUAAUCCAGUCUACUGCUGCAAAUGUUCCCGAUGCCUAUCCUAUUUUUCGCAAGCUCCCUCGGUGGCUGUUACCCGGUGUCAAGAUGGCCGUGGAGCACACAAAGAGGGAAGAAGCAUUCUAUCUCCGACUGUGGAACGAGGUCAAGUUGAAGCUGGAUGAGGGGACCCAGAAACCGUGCUUCACGGUCCAGAUGUUGCGGGAGCAGGAGAAGGAGGGAUUCGACGACCGAUUUGGCGCGUACAUCUCGGGUGGUUCGCUGGAAGCAGGCACCGACACGACCUCCAAUACCAUCUUGGCCUUUAUCCAAGCGAUGCUGCUCUUCCCCGAUGUCCAGGAGAAGGCUCACGCCGAGAUAGAUCGUGUCCUGGGAGACCGUCUGCCGUCCAUGUCCGACUGGGCGAACCUGCCGUACGUCAGGGGAUGUGUGAAGGAGACGCUCCGGUGGUCGCCUACCACGACGCUCAUCGUCCCGCACGCGACGUUUUCCGAUGAAAUAUACAACGGGUAUCGGAUUCCGCGGGCCGCGGAAAUCGUCGUCAACGCCUGGGCCGUCAACAACAACCCGAACAUCUACGACGACCCUCGACGCUUUGAUCCCGCACGAUUCAUCAACGACACUCAGUCGUCCUUCGAGGCCUCCCAGAACCCCGACGUGACCAAACGUGACCAUUUCACCUUUGGCGCGGGACGGCGCAUCUGCGCGGGCAUUCAUCUCGCCGACGUCACCAUUUUCCUGGCCAUCUCGCGACUCCUGUGGGGGUUUGACAUUACUCCUGCGCCAGGGCAGACGUCCCUGCCGGACCCGUUGCUGAGGACCGCAGGCCUGGUGUCGAUGCCGCUGCCGUUCCCCGCGAGGUUUGAACCGAGAUCGCCUGCCAAGGCAGACAAGAUCAAGCAGAUGUGGAACGAGGCAAGACAGCUCCUGGAUAGCGAGAUGCAAUGGCGGGAGAUUCCCGAGACGUUGAAGUUUCACCUGUGA